Messenger RNA from Alternaria incomplexa, 615 nucleotides. RefSeq lists its product as uncharacterized. Lineage: Eukaryota; Fungi; Ascomycota; Dothideomycetes; Pleosporales; Pleosporaceae. Bases 1 to 615 code for a protein of 204 amino acids. The transcript is spliced from 2 exons. The record is from RefSeq and is a predicted model, not a curated record.
AUGGCCAUUAUUCCCGAGCAUCCUGGUCUGGAAGUCAAGAUCUGUGUUCGCGGACAGCAAUUGCAUGAGUACGACGACGAUGACAAAGCCACUGCACUGAAGACGAUUACCAAGUACAUCGAAGCGCGCUCAGGCGAGAAGUUCUCGAUCGUGGCUGAUUACAAGCCUCCAUUCCCAGAUCAGUAUGGUGUUCUGGCUCGAGUUUGUAUUGACGGGGUAGAGAUGAACUGGAUACUCAAGCGAGAUGAACUUUCCCAAGGCCGGAAGUUCAAUAGCUAUCGUUCUUACCAAGGCGGCGAGUGGGUCAGACAGAGAUUCACAUUUGCCAAACUGAACAUUCGCAAGUACUAUGAAGACCUGUUGAUGUCAUCCACUUACGUAGAAGAGGCCGAUAAGGCUGCGCCUGAUGUUGUUGCUCUGCAGCAGAGUCUCAGCAUCAAAGGCUGUAUUACACUAUCUCUUAACUUCAUCGAUAUUACCCAUGAGACGGUCAUUGACGAGAUAAGUUACAGCGACGAUAGACACCAGCAACUUGCAGCGCUCCAGGAGAUUCCAGAGAAGGCGCUCAAAGGCGACGCCCUAUCGCACCAAGCAGUGUAUGUAGAGAGUGGGUAA